Molecule: messenger RNA, 2214 nt
Organism: Cavenderia fasciculata
Lineage: Eukaryota; Evosea; Eumycetozoa; Acytosteliales; Cavenderiaceae
Exons: 5
Coding region: 1-2214 (737 amino acids)
Source: RefSeq, a predicted model, not a curated record
AUGUUUUUAAAAGUAUUGCUCUCUACUUUCUGUACUUUAUUAUGUUCAAGUAUUGCAGUAUCGUAUGGUUUAAUAUCAAUGCUACAAGAACCACCAAUUGAAUUUACAGAGGUUGUUCUUAACAGGUGUUUGGGUAAUAGUUUGGAUGUUGGGGCUCAAUAUAGUAAAUUUACUAAAACGAAUACGUAUGAUCAAUUGUUUGCAUGGUUACUUUAUCUCCUUAGGAAUGGCUUACCAUCGUCAACAACAAAUAUAACAUUUAUAAAUACAAGUAUAACAAAAUCAAAAUAUGCAAUAUUACAUGCAAUAAAGGAAAGGGUUGGGUUUGAUUGGUCGACUGUUCAUAGCAAGGUAUCACCCAACAUGCAACAAACCAUCAAACAAGAACUACUCAUAGAUGCAAUCAGAGGCGAUGGUGUCAAUGAUCCAGACCCUCCCUUUAAAAUUUGUUUGGGUCCUUUAAGAUCUGAUAUUAUUCAUUCUAUUUGUAAAGUCGGACAAUGGAAAGAAGAAUGGAAAGAAUUGAUUGAAUUUAUAGAGAAUGCAAAUGAUUAUGAAAAUGAGAGUGCAAGAGAGGUGGCACAUUUAUUGGUGAUCAAGAUAAUAUCAGAGUUUGGUGAAUCUGAAAAGAUUGAUCGGUCAAUCCUCGGUGCCAUUACAAACAAGACUAAAUCUGUCAUAAAUACUGUAAAUAAUCGAUUACUACUUCAAGAUGUAAAGUUUUUUGGUUCCAUUUUACAAGUCAUUUUUGGAAAAGAGAAUCAAAGAAUAGGACUAGAAAAAGAAAAGAAACAAGAGACUUGUAUAGCAUUACUCGAACAUGUCUCAAGCCUUCAAGGUAGAAUAUUUAAUUAUGUCAAUGAUGAUGAUUUUGUUGAUUUAAUCCUAACAUCACUUGAAACAAACAAAAAAAUUCAAAACAUAUUAAAUAUUCAAAAUAUAAUUUACAAAAACCAAAAAUCUGAUAAAACAAGAUUAGUAAUACCAUUUGUUGAAUUAUUUAAACCACCUCUUAUUAUUAAUGGGGAUGCUGAUGUUUACAAGUAUAAAUGUAUACUUGAUAUACUUAAACUCAUCUUUCCAAACAUUUGUAAAAAGGUAGCAUCUGAUGGUUUUCAUCUACUUUUUAGAUAUACUAUUUUGGAAUCGACGACGACAAGUCCUAUUAAAACUGGUGAUUUGUUAGGUCUUGUUCAAUAUAUCAAGGAUGAUAUUUCAAUUUACCUUGCUCAUUUUAUAAAACAUUUUUAUAAAACUGUAGAUACUGAUGAUGAAAGAGGUAUAAUAUUGUUGAAAAAGAUUAUCAAAGUUGUACCACCAUCAUAUCUAUACCCAUACCUUCAAAGUCUGGUAACAAAAUUAAAUUUGGUUACAAAUCACGAAAAGAUUGCAAUAUCAAUCAUGCCAUAUUUAGUUUCUAUUCAAUUAACAAAAGAACGAGAACUAGAACGACCACUAAAAGUAAUACGAGAAGAGUCAUCCAAUGGAAAGAGAAUAUUUAAAAUAUUCUUUAAAAAGAUAUUGGAACAAGUUGAAAACUUUGAUCAAGAUGUACCACAUAUUGAUGAAAUGAUCAAUAUUGUAUCUUCACUAGAUCAUCUUGUUCAUAGUCUCAAUAUGAGCUCUAAACAAAUCAAUUAUUGUUUCCAACAAUUGAUUGGUCAAUUUGGUCGUCUCAUGUCUACAUUAUCCAGAUCUCCAAUGUUUAACCAUUCGCAUCAAUUAUCACAUCAACAAAUGGAUGAAUAUGGUGAAUAUGAAGAAGAAGAUAUUGAAGGAAAUAACCUAUACACUUUAAAAAGAAUACAAUUACUUGGUGUACAAAGUUGUAUAUCUCAAUUUUUAACCAAUCUAUUGGAAUACACUAGAGAUGAAUUUGUACUGUCAAAUCACAACGAUGCAAUUCAAUCUUGGAUAUUGGAAACAAAGAAAAUAGCCAAAGGAGAAAAAUCGAUAUUUCAAUAUCCAAUUCUAUUGGUACUAAAGAAUCAACACCCAAACAUCAUUGAAUUGGGAUCGGCAGUUGAAUUGGAUUUCAUUGUCAAUUUGUUGAAUGGUUUAAACCAAAAUAUUGAAAGUAUUGUUGCAGAGCAUAAAAAUAGUAUUGUCAAGUCUGUCAAAACAAUCACUCGAUUUAUAGAAACCUAUUAUUCAUUUAACAACAACUACAAUAUUAUAAAAUAUACCUAUUCAAUUAACCAAAAGAUUAUUUAA